Messenger RNA from Rhipicephalus sanguineus (brown dog tick), 2137 nucleotides. RefSeq names its product 17-beta-hydroxysteroid dehydrogenase type 6. Bases 111 to 1187 code for a protein of 358 amino acids. The transcript is spliced from 5 exons. Lineage: Eukaryota; Metazoa; Arthropoda; Arachnida; Ixodida; Ixodidae. The record is from RefSeq and is a predicted model, not a curated record.
GUGCUUGCCGUGUUAUCCGUCAGUGUGCUUGUCGCUAGUGCUGGUGUCCUGGCUGAUCGCGCGGGCCUCGGACGCUGGACCAGACAGCCGGCGCUCUGUGGUUGGUGUCCAUGUUUGGACGAUGGAUCACCGGAGAAAUCCACGCCCUGAUCGGAGGAAAGCACGUGGAUCCCAAGGGAAAGGCUGUCCUCAUUACCGGCUGCGACAGCGGCUUUGGCUUGGAAUUGGCUAUGCGGCUGCACGCUCGUGGAAUGCGCGUCUUCGCCGGCUGCCUCCUGCCGGACAGCCUUGGUGCCACCAAGCUCCAAGCGCUUGCCGCCACGCCGACGGAAGAGGGGAAAGGAAGCGUGCACGUGAUAGCACCCAUGGACGUCACGAGCGACAGCCAGGUGGAAGAUGCCGUGAACCAGGUCAAGAAGAUUCUAGCUGGCGAAGGGCGUACGCAGAAAGAUGUCGACCAGAACGGAGAUCUCCCUAACGGUGACCAGGACGGCAGCGUAGCCGAGGUUCCCCAGCUGUGGGCUUUGGUAGCUAACGCUGGUGUCAUCUGGGCCACUGAGCUGGAGUGGGGCUCGCUGGAACCCAUGCGCCGCAUGCUUGAGGUGAAUGCGGUGGGCGUGGCGCGAACCGUGCGCGCCUUCCUUCCCAUGGUGCGCAGGGCCAAGGGAGGACGUGUAGUCAUCACUACCAGCCUGUGGGGAUACUUCUCCAUUCCCUUCUCGGUGGCCUAUUCUAUGUCCAAGUGCGCGGCUCGCUUCUUCGCCGACGGCCUCCGAAGGGAGAUGAAGAAGUUCGGCGUCCGCGUUGUGUCCAUCGAGCCCAACAUGUACGCCACAAACCUCACGGCUGACGGUAUCCUUCUGCCGGCCAUGGACAAGCUAUGGCAGGAGACCAGCGAGGAAGUCCGGCGGGACUACGGCCAAGGUUACUACGAGCUGAGCCGCCAGUACCUGCGGCGGGAGCUGCUCAAGUCGCGCACCGAAAUCCACGAAGUGGUGGACGCCAUGGAGACCGCGGUACUGGCACAGAGGCCGCGCUUUGCGUACCGUCCGGACGGCCUUCUGAGGGCAUUCCAGUUCCGCCUGCUUGAAAUUGCGCCUCCCGUCGUGCAGGACGCCUUUCUCAUACGGGACACACAGCCGCCAGCGUCCACACUUCCAGGCAACAGAGGCAUCGCGCGAGGCUGAAGGCAGCCGUUGUUUGAGUGCACCUGCCGGAAUAAUGUUUGUGCAAGCUCAAAACGUUGUGUAAUGAGAAAAGGAUGGACACGUCGUAUGCGCGCGAGCUCCACUUUUCGACCGAAGCGACCUUUUUAUAAGCAGAAAAGCGCAGUACGCGUUGCUGUUUUUGAAUCGUCACAAGUGGCAAUAAGUUCCUGCAUUUCAGAUGAACUAAAUAGCAUUUUGACGAAGCUUGCGCUACUAUGAAUCCUUGCCUUCAGCCUCUGAGGUGUAUUGCGCCUCGAUCUCUUGUACCCGUCCUGCCGAAGAUGAUGAACUGCAAACCUUGUAAUGAUGACUGUUGUCUGCAGAAAAGCAGCGUCGCUUAGCAGUUCUUGAAUAGAUAAGUUAUAAACUAUGGGUAUCGUCGUGACAUGUUAGGUGCGCAUACGGACGGCAAUCAUGAAUGUGAGCUUUCUACGGGGCAUCGUCGAGUUUAAUAGCGUGGUAAGAAAAUCAAGUGCACAAGUAGAGAUUUCCGAAACUUCAGCUGUUGCAUUUAAAAGUAUUCUUUGUGUUCUAAACAUCCUUUGACAAACUGAGGUGAUCUGUCUUCUGCGACAGUGGUCUCUGGUAUGUGAAGGCACAAAAUCAGGUGUAUCUCUCGUCUUCGCUUCAAGUGACAAAAGGGAGCGUUAUGUUGUGUUGAACUAAUUGUGCGGGUAGUGGACUACGGUAAGGGCUUCCUUCACAGCGGUGAAAAUUAAAUGGCGUGUAGUAAUAAAGAAUGGGGAUAACUACUGUAUUUCAUGCGUCCGAUAGUAGCUGUAUGUCAGCGUACGCGUGCAGUAAAUUCGUAGGCGACCGUACGGAUGUGUGGUUACUCCUAGGUCGACAGGGUAAGCUAUCGUGAUCUAAUGCCGGGUAUAUUGUUUCAAGUGCAUACAAUGCGAUAAUUCAGAAACUAAUAGCACUAA